CGUUUCUCAGGCUGUCUGACCCUGCUAACCGCGGCAGUCCGUCGGUCCUCCGGUGGCAGGCGGCGCUAGCUUGACUGGAUCAGAGUUGGUGGGGUCAGAGGUUGUCCCGCCGCUGCAGUCCGACUGUCGGCAUGUCAGGGACAGCUAAAUGGGCAGCCGAAGGACAGUUCUGAAUAUAAAAAGUUCCCUAUAUUUGCACUAACCGGACGCCGCCGCUUGUCGGAACGGGUUCUCCUCUUGACUGCUGCUGCCCAUCGCCCGCUGAAGCGUGAUGCAUCCCGGGCGGUGCACCGCGAGCUUCGGCCCGGACAGACGCCGGGCAGAUUUAGCCCCCCGGGGCACGAUGAACACCGGCCUACUGCAGGGCCUCCUCCAGAGCUCCGGGCCUCGUUUCUUCUGCUUUCUGCUCCCCAGGGUCUAUGCAGCUGACGAGGCUGCUGCCCGGGCCCCACAGAUGUUGUCCUCCUCUACCAGUCCCGCUCCUUCACCCCUGUCUCUGUCCAGCACCCUGCCAAGGAACAUAGGCAAGCCAGAAUUUCCAGACACAGGAUGGGAGCGCAUCAAGGACUUGUUUGAUAGAGAUGAAAUGCAGAAAUACCCAGAGGAACUCACCAAUGUGAUGAAAUGCGGCGUUACGGGCGCAUUCGUAGGGUUUGUCUACGGGGGCAUGCCAGCUGCACGCUCGGCUAGGCUGAGAUACAUCCAAGUCAGCCAGGCGGAAGUGUACACGAAUCGCGUGGAAGCUGUGCGCUCGGCUCACAAUGCCGCCAUACGGGGUUUUGUGCGAUACGGAUGGAGAUGGAGCUGGAGAGUGUCUUUGAUAGUUACACUGUUCAGCUCCGUCAACACGGGGCUGUCUGUGUACAGGGACAAAGACGCCCUGAGCAAUCACAUCGCAGCCGGAGCUGUGACUGUAGGGCUUUUCAGACUGAAUCUGGGCCUGAGAGGACUGGUGGCGGGCUCGGUCAUUGGAGCAGUCCUGGGGAUUCCUGUAGGGGGUUUGGUCAUCGGUUUGCAGUCCCUGACAGGCGAGAGCUUUCGAGAGAGAAGGAGGAGAGAGCGCCGAGAGCUGUACGAGCUCAAGCUUGCAGAAUGGACGGCACGUCUGCAGAUGACUGAUGAAUUGAUUGACAACCUGAAUGUUGGUUCUCGGGCAGAAGAAACCCAAAAAGACAUGCAGAGGAUCCAGGAACUGCUGAGUUUACCAAAGAAUAAGGAGGGCGACAAAGACUGAGGCAGCCAGUGAGAGUAGCUGCCGUUUUUCCUCCACUGUGCUGGACAUGACGGCGGGACUAGCAGUAGCCCCGCUUUGCCUGGACUCCUGGUCUGUCUGAACAGAAAGCCGCCGACGCCAAGAUUUCUGUUGGUGAUGUAGACCAUCAAAACACUUUAAGAAGCUAAUCCUGUUGCUUUUAAAUUAUUCAAAUCUGUAUAAUGUGUGAAUAUAAUAUUAAAUCUACAAAAUGGUAAAUAUUAUGUUUUUGCUUUCUCAAAGUUCCUGUUCUGGAUUGUUAAUGUUUGUACACCGAGUUUGUUUUUUUUGUUGAUAUAUUUUGAGUGGGGAAAAUUAGUGGUGCAGUUCAUUUUAGGGUGUUGGAGGCUUUCACUGUAAUACAUGAAAUUCUUCAGUUGCUCUCAGGACUUUGUGUUGCGCAUUCAAAUCAGUGGUCCAUGCACAGACAUGUGUUCUCUUCUAAAUUGGCGUCUCCGGUUGGGAAACAGCUUUAUUUUUUUCUUUUUUUACUCGGCACAAAUAUGUCUGCCACUUUCAAUUUGAUGCUGACUCUGCCUCUCAGGCUUGUCAGCAACUAGGUCAAACAGCUUUGGCCCCUGGUGAAAAAAGGAGAUGUGGCUAAACAGCUGGAGCCUGGGAUGCAGCCACGACUGCUCAUAUGCAGAGGGGCCUGUACACAAGGAGUCCUCAGUGAUGGCAACUUGAGGUAAACACGUUGUUUAAAAAAAAAAAAAAGUAGUCGUUUUCACAGAAACUUGCACUAUAUAACAAAGUUGGUUUUGGCACAAAUUUAAGAGUAUUUAAGUUUUAAUGUUGGCAAGACACUGUAGAUAUUCAAGACGACAGCUCAUCUCUGCACCAACGAGAUGCAGUGUUCAAGAUGUUACUCUAUUUGAUUGUUAUUUUUCUGAUGUACUGUAAUUGUGAGAUUUGAUUAAAUCCCUCGCUUGUAAGA
Messenger RNA from Menidia menidia (Atlantic silverside), 2189 nucleotides. The record is from the annotation of a GenBank genome assembly. NCBI's taxonomy places the organism in Eukaryota, Metazoa, Chordata, Actinopteri, Atheriniformes, Atherinopsidae.